Molecule: messenger RNA, 2877 nt
Organism: Haliotis rufescens (red abalone)
Lineage: Eukaryota; Metazoa; Mollusca; Gastropoda; Lepetellida; Haliotidae
Product: ras-related protein Rab-18A-like
Exons: 7
Coding region: 135-740 (201 amino acids)
Molecular function (GO): GTPase activity; GTP binding
Source: RefSeq, a predicted model, not a curated record
UGAUGACAAAUUGCACACGUGGUAUUGUUUACGCCAUUUUCUUGAGUUGUGGAUCUGUUAUUAUAAGAAGAACAUUCUUUAAUUUUAGGACCAUCUACACAAGUAACCUGUACGGUUGAUAGCGCGUUGCACUAAUGGACGAGCAAGAAAUCCUCACAACCUUAAAGAUACUGAUUAUAGGUGAAAGCGGAGUUGGAAAGUCAAGUCUGCUGCUGCGCUUCACAGAUGAUACCUUUGACCCGGAACAAGCAGCCACAAUUGGUGUGGAUUUCAAGGUGAAGACCCUUACAGUUGAUGGAAACAGGACCAAGUUGGCAAUAUGGGACACAGCAGGCCAGGAGAGGUUCCGGACCCUGACACCAAGCUACUACCGGGGCGCUCAGGGAGUUAUACUGGUGUAUGACGUCUGUAGCAAGCAGUCCUUUAGUCGACUGGACGCAUGGCUGAAUGAGCUGGAGACCUUUGCAACUAAACAUGAUAUGAUCAAGAUGCUGGUAGGGAACAAGAUUGACAAGGAGAGGAGGGAGGUGAGCAAGGAAGAGGGCUUAAAGUUUGCUCGCAAACACCACAUGCUAUUCAUUGAAGCAAGUGCAAAAACCAAAGAAGGGGUACAAUGUGCAUUUGAAGAACUUGUGGAGAAGAUCAUCCAGACACCAGGUCUGUGGGAGACUGACAAGCAGGGCCUAACGCUAGGUGCACCUCAUCCCAACUCGUCUUCCUGUAGCUACUGUGUAAUCUGAUCUCUGCCGCCUGCCUGCCCUCGGCCCCCGUCUUUCACUAGCCUCUUCACAGUACACAGAGUACAGAGUAUGACCGACGCCUUUAAACACAGCUGUGGACAUAGCUCAGAUUUGUGUCAAGAAGUCUUCUUCAGACUUGUAUAUCUGUUCUUGUUCACACCGCUUUGUGUUUGGAGACUACAUUGAACUUAGUUUCUCAGGUUAUUGUGUGAUGGGCUUUUUCUGACAUCAUGUUUUAUCUCAAAUCUUGUAAAAUCAGUUACAAAUGUUAAAACUAAGAAAUGACAUUCAUAAGUCCAUUGUGUACAUAAACCUAAAUUAGAAAUGUAAACAGUAUCUAGUCAUCAAGACUGCUGGGAAUCAGGUCAUAUGCUAGAGUUGUGUUGUUUACUUCAGUUUACCUUGGUAUCAGUAGGAUGGGUAAGAAUGUCUCCUGUCAGCUAUAAGCCAAUCAUUAAGACGCCCGGUUGUCAGUCAGGUCAGAUCUACAAGCUUGGUUUACUUGGUAGUCAGUGUGCAUCAUGAACUGAAGAUAUUGUCAUUAAGAUAAAGUAGAAACAAAUGUCUCUCUGUACUGAGCUGUGUUAUAUGCAUACAAUUAACGUAAUGUAGUGUCUGAACUCUUUGUAUCUGCCUCUUUGCCCAUACCAUGUUACUCCUCGGUAAAUGGCAGCCAGACAUAAUCAGUGUUUUUAACUGUCUUAACAAUUGACUUGGCUAAAAAAUGGAGGAUAAACCAUAAAAUAUCCUUCCACAUUAAAGUGUGAAAAGUAGCUGAGGUCGCUUCGUGGAAUGGUGCCCUGGUCACAAUAGACAUAAUAAGGGGACUCAGGCGUGUUGAAAUUGUCUUGUCCAAUUUCAUUAAGAUAAGUUCUUUUACCUCGAUAUGAUAUCUCUCUGCAUGAAGGGAUCUUGUCAGGUGAACAUUCUAAUUUUAAGCAGCAUAUCUGAUGACUGUAUCUCGUAAUGAACUUAAACGGACAGUUCUGAAGGUACAUAAUAAAGGCAACACCAUUCUGUUGUGGAUAUGUUGUGUACACCCUCUUGUUUCUGAGUGCCAUGGCAUAUAACCCAAAGGGGAAGUACAAUCAAAGGAACAUUUUUGUUUUCAUAGUGGGUUUUCUUUUGUUGAAAUAAAAAUUCUGGACUGAUGUGGUAAAGAAAAUAAGCCAAUUGUUGACAUCUGAUUGGCUCAGGAAGCAACACAUCCUUCAUUUAGAUUUGAUGGUCUGUGUUCUCUCACGGUUCAACUGAUGCGACCUUCUAUGGAGGGUUGUCUGGUCUUCACACAGUGUGGCACUGGAGUAAAAUAUCUGAAUCUGCUGAGUUUGUCUGUUUGAUCAGCCAUCGAAUGUACCCAGUCCGGCAAGACAAAUAUGCUAUUUCCCCACCACUGAGCCUCUCUACUUAUCAAAGAAAUGAACAGACAUUUAUGUCAGUAUUGAUAUAUUUUAGUCAGUGUUUGCUGAAUGAAACAGCACAGAAAUAUGUUCCUUAAAAUACUAAAAUUUCAAGUUUGCUUGACAACGGUAUAAGGAUCUAUACUGAAACGCUGCCUUCACAGUUAUUAAAGAAGUUGUUAUCCAUAAAUUGUGUCUUCUUGGUCAUCUGUCAACUUUUAAGUAAUGCCUAUCAAACAAUUUAAUAUUGUUGUCUGAAGGGAAGUCAGAGGAUUUCAGUGAUGUGUGCAUGUGUAGAUUGUUCAUUUAUUCAUGACAUAAAGUGGAUGUUCUUUGACCUGUAUCUAUUUUAAGGGACUUUGGAAAUGUUACUUGUUUAUUUUUUACAUUUGACAUAAAAUGUUUAUUACUCCAAAAGCAUGUCUCUGUAUGAUCAAUUAGUUUAUUUUUGUUGUUGUUGAAAUCCUUUUGAUUUUAUGAAAUGACCUGUUCAUAGAGUUUUAUGGAUGUUCUGCCACAUUUACACCAAAUAACAAUGUACAGUCUGUUACGUAGUCAACUUUGGGUAGAAAAGUCUUCAAGAGACUGUAAUAUAGUUUGGUCCAACAGAGAUUCAGGUUUAAUAAAACAGCAUACAUUUCUGCUUCUGAGGGAUGAUAUUUGCCUAUUUACAAAGACUUGCCAAAGUUGUCUCUAAAAGAUAUUUGACUUGAAUAAAAAAUCCUGAAAGAACUGAA